GGCCGUUGUUUCUGGUUCCAGCUGGAGCUCCGGAUCUCGUUUUCACUGCUCUGUGUCCUCAGCCUCUGUGGCCCUGUGACCUGUAGGUACUUGGAGAUCCACAGCUAGGACGCCAGGACCCCCUGGAAGCCUAGAAAUGGGAUCAUUGACAUUUAGGGAUGUGACCAUAGAAUUCUCUCUGGAGGAGUGGCAAUACCUGGACACGGCUCAGCAGAAUUUAUAUAGGGAUGUUAUGUUAGAGAACUACAGAAACAUGGUCUUCCUGGGUAUCGCUGUCUCUAAGCUAGACUUGAUAACUUGUCUGAAGCAAGGGAAAGAGCCUUGGAAUAUGAAGAGACAUGAGAUGGUAACUAAACCCCCAGUUAUUAGUUCUCAUUUUACACAAGACUUUUGGCCAGAUCAGAGCAUAAAAGAUUCUUUCCAAGAAGUAAUAUUGAGAACAUAUGCAAGAUGUGGACAUAAGAAUUUACGAUUAAGAAAAGAUUGUGAAAGUGUCAAUGAGGGUAAAAUGCUCGAAGAAGGUUAUAAUAAACUUAACCAAUGUUGGACAACUACCCAGGGAAAAAUAUUUCAGUGUAACAAAUAUAUGAAAGUCUUUCAUAAAUACUCAAAUUCAAAUAGACAUAAGAUUAGACACACUAAAAAGAAAACUUUCAAAUGUAUGAAAUGUAGCAAAUCAUAUUUCAUACUUUCAUACUUAAUUCAACAUAAGAAAAUUCAUACUAGAGAGAAUAUCUACAAAUGUGAAGAACGUGGCAAAGCCUUUAAAUGGUUCUCAACCCUUAUUAAACAUAAGAUAAUUCAUACUGAGGACAAACCCUACAAAUAUAAGAAAUGUGGCAAAGCUUUUAACUUCUCUUCAAUGUUCACUAAACAUAAGAUAAUUCAUACUGGAAAGAAACCCUGCAAGUGUGAAGAAUGUGGCAAAGUUUUUAACAAUUCCUCAACCCUUAUGAAACAUAAGAUAAUUCAUACUGGGAAGAAACUGUACAAAUGUGAAGAAUGUGGCAAAGCUUUUAAGCAAUCCUCACACUUUACUAGACAUAAGGCAAUUCAUACUGGAGAGAAGCCCUACAAAUGUGAAGAAUGUGGCAAAGCUUUUAACCAUUUCUCAGCCCUUAGAAAACAUCAGAUAAUUCAUACUGGAAAGCAACCCUACAAAUGUGAAGAAUGCGGCAAAGCUUUUAGCAAUUUUUCAGCCCUUAGAAAACAUGAGAUAAUUCAUACUGGAGAGAAACCCUACAAAUGUGAAGAAUGUGGUAAAGCUUUUAAGUGGUCCUCAAAACUUACUGUACAUAAGGUAAUUCAUACUGCAGAGAAACCCUGCAAAUGUGAAGAAUGUGGCAAAGCUUUUAAGCAUUUCUCAGCCCUUAGAAAACAUAAGAUAAUUCAUACUGGAAAGCAACUCUACAAAUGUGAAGAAUGUGGCAAAGCUUUUAGCAAUUUUUCAGCCCUUAGAAAACAUGAGAUAAUUCAUACUGGAGAGAAACCCUACAAAUGUGAAGAAUGUGGUAAAGCUUUUAAAUGGUCCUCAAAACUUACUGUACAUAAGGUAAUUCAUAUGGAAGAGAAACCCUGCAAAUGUGAAGAAUGUGGCAAAGCUUUUAAGCAUUUCUCAGCCCUUAGAAAACAUAAGAUAAUUCAUACUGGAAAGAAACCUUACAAAUGUGAAGAAUGUGGCAAAGCUUUUAACAAUUCCUCAGCCCUUAUGAAACAUAAGAUAAUUCAUACUGGGAAGAAACCCUACAAGUGUGAAGAAUGUGGCAAAGGUUUUAAGCAAUCUUCACAUCUUACUAGACAUAAAGCAAUUCAUACUGGGGAGAAACCCUACAAAUGUGAAGAAUGUGGCAAAGCUUUUAGCCAUUUCUCAGCCCUUAGAAAACAUAAGAUAAUUCAUACUGGAAAGAAACCCUACAAAUGUGAAGAAUGUGGCAAAGCUUUUAGCCAGUCCUCAACCCUUAGAAAACAUGAGAUAAUUCAUACUGGAGAGAAACCCUACAAAUGUGAAGAAUGUGGUAAAGCUUUUAAGUGGUCCUCACACCUUACUAGACAUAAAGCAAUUCAUACUAAAGAGAAACCCUACAAAUGUGAAGAAUGUGGCAAAGCUUUUAACCAUUUCUCAGCCCUUAGGAAACAUAAGAUAAUUCAUACUGGAAAGAAACCCUACAAAUGUGAAGAAUGUGGCAAAGCUUUUAGCCAGUCCUCAACCCUUAGAAAACAUGAGAUAAUUCAUACUGGAGAGAAACCCUACAAAUGUGAAGAAUGUGGUAAAGCUUUUAAGUGGUCAUCAAAACUUACUGUACAUAAGGUAAUUCAUACUGCAGAGAAACCCUGCAAAUGUGAAGAAUGUGGCAAAGCUUUUAAGCAUUUCUCAGCCCUUAGAAAACAUAAGAUAAUUCAUACUGGAAAGAAACCCUAUAAAUGUGAAGAAUGUGGCAAAGCUUUUAACAAUUCCUCAACCCUUAGAAAACAUGAGAUAAUUCAUACUGGAGAGAAACCCUACAAAUGUGAAGAAUGUGGUAAAGCUUUUCAGUGGUCCUCAAAACUUACUUUACAUAAGGUAAUUCAUACUGGAGAGAAACCCUGCAAAUGUGAAGAAUGUGGCAAAGCUUUUAAGCAUUUCUCAGCCCUCAGAAAACAUAAGAUAAUUCAUACUGGAAAGAAACCCUACAAAUGUGAAGAAUGUGGCAAAGCUUUUAACAAUUCCUCAACCCUUAUGAAACAUAAGAUAAUUCAUACUGGGAAGAAACCAUACAAAUGUGAAGAAUGUGGCAAAGCUUUUAAGCAAUCCUCACACCUUACUAGACAUAAAGCAGUUCAUACUGGGGAGAAACCCUACAAAUGUGGAGAAUGUGGAAAAGCUUUUAACAAUUCCUCAACCCUUAAGAAACAUAAAUUAAUUCAUACUAGGGAGAAAUCAUACAAAUGUGAAGAAUGUGGCAAAGCUUUUAACAAUUUCUCAGCCCUUAGGAAACAUAAGAUAAUUCAUACCGGGGAGAAACCAUACAAAUGUGAAGAAUGUGGUAAAGCUUUUAAGUGGUCCUCAAAACUUAGGGAACAUAAGGUAAUUCAUACUGUAGAGAAACCCUGCAAAUGUGAAGAAUGUGGCAAAGCUUUUAAGCAUUUCUCAGCCCUUAGAAAACAUAAGAUAAUUCAUACUGGAAAGAAACCCUACAAAUGUGAAGAAUGUGGCAAAGCUUUUAACAAUUCCUCAACCCUUAUGAAACAUAAGAUAAUUCAUACUGGGGAAAAACCGUACAAAUGUGAAGAAUGUGGCAAAGCUUUUAACAAUUUCUCGACCCUUAUGAAACAUAAGAUAAUUCAUACUGGGGAGAAACCCUACAAAUGUGAAGAAUGUGGCAAAGCUUUUAAGCAAUCCUCACACCUUACUAAACAUAAAGCAAUUCAUACUGGAGAGAAACCCUACAAAUGUGAAGAAUGUGGCAAAGCUUUUAGCCAUUUCUCACGCCUUACUAAACAUAGGAUAAUUCAUACUGGAAAGAAACCCUACAAAUGUGAAGAGUGUGGUAAAGCAUUUAGUCAGUCCUCAAACCUUACUAAACAUAAGAUAAUUCAUUCUGGAGAGAAACCGUACAAAUGUGAAGAAUGUGGCAAAGCCUUUAACCAGUCCUCACACCUUACUCGACAUAAAACAAUUCAUACUGGAGGGAAACCCUAUAAAUGUGAAGAAUGUGGCAAAGCUUUUAACCAUCUUUCAGCCCUUACUAAACAUAAGAUAAUUCAUACUGGGGAGAAACCCUAAAAAUGUGAAGAAUGUGUCAAAGCUUUCAACCAUUUUACAAACCUUAAUACACAUAAGAUAAUUUAUACUAGAGACAGACCCUCCAUAUGUGAAGAAUGUGGCAAAGCUUUUAACCAGUCCUCAAGCCUUAAUAGACAGAAAACAGUUCAUACUGGAGAGAAACCCUACAAAGGUAAAGAAUGUGGCAAAGCCUUUAAUCAGUCCUCACACCUUAAAUACACAUAAAAUAACUGAUACUGGAGGAAAACCCUACAAAUGUAAUAAAGGUGGCAAAGCUUUUAACCAUUGCUCAGCUGUUACUCAAAAUGAGAGAAUUCCUAAAGAAGAUAAACUCCACAAAUGUGUGUAAUAUGGCAAAGCUUUUAACUGGUCCUCAAAUCUUACUGACAUACUGAAGAGAAAGCCUUCAAAUCUGAGGAAUGUGGCGAAGCUUUUAAUCAGUCCUCAAAUCUUACUUAACAUAAGAUAAUUCAUACUAGAGACAAACACUACAAAUGUGAAGAAUGGGCAAAGCUUUUAACCAGUCCUCAAACUUUACUCAACAUAAAAUAAUUUAUCCUGGAGAGGAACACUACAAAUGCAAAGAAUUUGGCAAAACUUUUAACUGCUUCUCAAAACUUACUGAACAUAAGAUAAUUCAUACUGGAGAGAUACUUUACAAAUGUGCAGAAUAUGGCAAAGCUUCUAACGGGUUCUCAAAUCUUAAUAUAAGAUAAAUUAGAGAGAAACCCUCCACAUGUGAAGAGUGUGGCAAAGCUUUUAACUGGUCCUCAAACCUUACUGAACAUAAGAUAAUUCAUACUGAAUAGAAACCCUACAAAUAUAAAAAGUGUGGCAAAGCUUUUAACUGGUUCUCAGACCUUACUCAACAUAAGAUAGUUUAUACUGAAGACAAACUAGAAAUGUGAAGAAUGUGGCAAUGCUUUUAAUCAAUUCUCAAACUUUACUAGACAUAAGAAAAUUCAUACUGGAGAAAAACCCUACAAAUGUGAAGAAGGUGGCAAUGCUUUUAGCCAGUCCUCAACUCUUGCUAAACGAGAUAAUUCAAUGGGAGAGAAACCCUACAAAUGUGAAUAAUGCCAUAAGCAUUCUUCAAUUCUUUUUUUUUUUUUUUUUUGAAACAGAGUUUCGCUCUAGUUGCCCAGGCUGGAGUGCAGUGGCACGAUCUCGGCUCACCGCAACCUCGGCCUCCUGGGUUUUCAAGCGAUUCUCCUGCCUCAGCCUCCCGAGUAGCAGGGACUAUAGGCAUGUGCCACCACGCCUGGCUAAUUUUGUAUUUUUAGUAGAGAUGGGGUUUCUCCGUGUUGGUCAAGCUGGUCUCGAACUCCCAACCUCUGGUGAUCUGCCCUCCUCGGCCUCCCAAAGUGCUGGGAUUACAGGCAUGAGCCACUGUGCCCAGCCUAAUUCUUCAAUUCUUAAUAAGCAAUUUAUACUGAAGAGAAACCCUGCAAACAUGAAGAAUGUUGCAAAGCUUUUAACGUCCUCAAACCUUACUGAACAUAAGAUAAUUCAUAAUGGAAACUAGCCCUACAAAUAUGAAGAACGUGGCAAAGACUGUAACCAUUUCUCACAUCUUACCACACAUUAAGAUAAUUCAUACUGAAGAGAAACCCUACAGA
Messenger RNA from Pongo pygmaeus (Bornean orangutan), 5382 nucleotides. Its product is annotated as zinc finger protein 99. Gene Ontology annotation, biological process: regulation of transcription by RNA polymerase II. The record is from RefSeq and is a predicted model, not a curated record. The transcript is spliced from 4 exons. Bases 137 to 3763 code for a protein of 1208 amino acids. Lineage: Eukaryota; Metazoa; Chordata; Mammalia; Primates; Hominidae. Gene Ontology annotation, cellular component: nucleus. Gene Ontology annotation, molecular function: DNA-binding transcription factor activity, RNA polymerase II-specific; RNA polymerase II transcription regulatory region sequence-specific DNA binding.